CCUGCCUGCCCGCUCGCCUGCCUGCCUGCCCGCCCGCUCGUCAGGCUGAACAUCUGAGAGAGUUGGUAAAGAAAAUGUUCCCAAAGUGUGAGGUUGCCCAGAAAAUGUCUAUGAAAAAGACAAAAGCAUCGACAAGAAGUUCCCUGCUUUGAAUGGAAACCAUCAAAAGAUCUCAUAAGUGACAUGAAAAAUGGCAAAAUUCGUCAGCGAUAUGGGACCAAGUGUAGCAGCAGCCAACAGGCAACGCUGUAUCCUGCUGAUGACACGGAGGUUGCCAGUGGUAGCGAGGAAGGAACACAAGUUUAUGUACAAUAAUAUUCUGCUGUAUGAAAGUGGCAACACUGGUGACAGGUGGCGCUGGGGAGUUACCACGGCGAGCGGCUGGCUGGCUGCAGUGUUUUGGUCAGCACUGGUCAAUCUUGCCCUACACGCUCUAUUAACCAGUGUUUCCGUCUUCCCGACACCUUCCUGCACCAAGCACCGUCAAGCAUCACCAGAGAGGCACGAGUACGUAAGGUGUGUGGGUGGGUGUUGGAUCAGUGACAAGUGGCGCUGGGGAGUUACCACGGCGAGCGGCUGGCUGGCUGCAGUGUUUUGGUCAGCACUGGUCAAUCUUGCCCUACACGUUCUAUUAACCAGUGUUUCCGUCUUCCCGACACCUUCUUCCUGCACCAAGCACCGUCAAGCAUCACCAGAGAGGCACGAGUACGUAAGGUGAGUCCAGCGGGGCCAGUCUCUCCUCAGUCAGCCUUACUGCCUUCACAACACCCUAAUCCUCCCUGUAGUGUCUUGUAUUCGUUUAUUUAGGAUUCAUUAUUCGUUAUUUAGUUUUUUUAGGGGUUAAUUAUUUAUAUUUAGGUUUUGUUUACGUCUGAGUCUGGAAAGAGUUGGAAAUUUAUUCGAAUAUUUAAUGUUCGCCAAUAUGUAAACAAGCCGUCAGCUGUGUUAUUAGCCAUUAUUUGCCUCGUCUCUCACUCAUUGUAAGCCUAACAUAUCACAAGAUGGAUCCACAUGUCUAGCCUUCAUAUCCGCUGGUCAGAUAUAUCCGUCAUUGCCUGGUUUUGGUGUUAUAUAGGAAUAAAUAAGGCAACAUGGCCGCCGGCUCCCCCACUGAGGUCGCCCCCGAUGGCCGCCAUGAUGGACUGGCACCUGUUCCGGCUUGUUGGUUCCAAUAUUUUUUUACAUUUUUCUGAAUUAAUUUAUUUGGCUUGUAUAGUAAGAUUUUAUGGUUUCUAAAAAUAUUUCGUUGCUUUUGAAGUGUUUUUCUUGCUUCAGUUAAGUAAAUGUGCUGAAUUUGGUGUUGUUUUUUAUGUAAAUAAGGGGCAGUUUGUACGGUGAAAUUUACCCAGCCUGGUUUUUGGCUUUUUUAUUUGAGGCUUUAAUGAAGAUUUUAUUGCUUCAAAAAAUCGUUUAUGAUUUUUAAAGUAUGUUGCGUUCCUAUUGAGUUAAGUAUGUGGAAUUUGAAUAGGCUUUUUGUCCCGUUGAAAGUGGUGUUUUUGUCAUUUUUUAGCUUCUUUAUUUUUUUAUUGUAGCUUGUAACUAAGUGUGCAUUAUUUUAAAAAAUAGUUCAGAUUUUUUAAAAUGUUUUUUUACCAGUGUAAAGUGGAAUAGGUGGACUUUUCAAUGUUUUUAAUGGUGUCAAAAUUUCCAACACUUUUUCCAUAUUUCACAUAAUAUUUCUUUAUAACUACUGAGACUGGAGGUGUUUUGAUAUUGUGAAUAUUAAUUCAAGUAAUUGUCAAGUCAGAAUAUAUAAUGCAUUCGAGCCUAGCUUCAUUUUUUCUAUGGGUCAAUUUCAAAAUGAAGUACGUUACGUACGUAUGGCAGCGGGGCGCCGGCACCUCGCCUGUGACGUCAUCAAGGAUUCGGGACUCGGUCUGCUCCAGUGUCUCCUCAAUAUUUACCGUAAUUUCCAGUGUUUUCCAAGUGUUUCCAGCUGUUUCUAAAGUCAGGCGUGUAGAUAGUUGUAGUAGAAGGAAGAAAAUAAGAGAAAUGAAAGAGGAGAAGGAAAAAAUAAGAAGAAAUGGAGGAGGAGGCAAAACAGCUAUCCAACAUCAGAACAGUAUAUGAAUAUGGCAAAUGCUGUUUUGACAUCAUUUCUUGCCAUCCUGAGAAAAAAUGAUCUCGAGGAGCAUGAAUUGCAGCUGCAAUGGAAAUUGCGCAUCCAGCGCAAGUUUCAGAAUUCAAGAAAGAGGCAGGAUUCCUCAGUGACUGAGGUGACGUCAAGGAAAAAGAAGAUCCCUUGCAUAGUGCCAAAAGAGACUACGUGUCCACUGAUGUGUGGAGUAAAGGCUUACCUUCCACCAAGGCCCCAUUCAGAAGAUGAUGAGUCAUUAGAGAGACAUAGACAGUGGCUUGCUCUACAUUGGAUGAAGAAAGAUCCCGAGUUAGGUAAGAUAAUCAAGGAGUUCCUGAGAUUAGAACCACAAGUGGAUGAACCAGACCCAAGAGUAGCAGUUUUGAAAGGGCUGGAGAAAUAUAGCCUCCCAAUAAUUGCCAUUCUCAAAAAUAGAAAAGCAGUUCCUCUGUAUAUGGAAACCUUACUUGAACUCUAUGACCACGAUGAAAAUGCUUGCUUAGUUAUAUUGGGGUUACUUCACCUGCUUGGAGAAAGGAAAGACUCCAUUUUUACUAAGGUACCAGAAGAAGAACUAAGAACAGGGCAGUCUAGUGUGUAUUUGAUGGUGCACCUGUAACUGAACCAACAUGUAUUUCUAUGGCUGUAGUCUCAUUGGUAGCAGGGCUUUGUGUUUAAUAUUGAACACCCAAAAAUUUGUGAACAUUUCCUCCGUUUCACAACAUCCCAUCUCUUAGGUAUCAAGUAUGACAAAGGUAACACUUCAAAAACAAGAUCUCUACUUGUAAAACUCAAUAAAGUAAAGACAGAAUUGAGCUACAAAAAUGCAUAAAUCUGCUUCCAAAUAUAUUCAACUCCACACAUAAUGCCUCU
Molecule: messenger RNA, 2950 nt
Organism: Scylla paramamosain (green mud crab)
Lineage: Eukaryota; Metazoa; Arthropoda; Malacostraca; Decapoda; Portunidae
Exons: 6
Coding region: 2067-2696 (209 amino acids)
Source: RefSeq, a predicted model, not a curated record